Molecule: messenger RNA, 5318 nt
Organism: Siniperca chuatsi (mandarin fish)
Lineage: Eukaryota; Metazoa; Chordata; Actinopteri; Centrarchiformes; Sinipercidae
Product: limbic system associated membrane protein
Exons: 8
Coding region: 299-1312 (337 amino acids)
Cellular component (GO): neuron projection
Source: RefSeq, a predicted model, not a curated record
AGAGAGAUGGUGGGGGGCGAUUUUCACAGACUCGGAACAGAAGCCAGCCUCUGUCCAUCGCCGUUGCUGGCUGCGCCGUCCCUUUACGCGGAGAGCAUUACGCGUCACUGGACUAUAGAGCAAGGACCCCGACACCGUACCUAAAAUUCUUUUAGGAAACCCGUAUCACCCAUCCCUUUCCGGACUGCUUUGGACCUAAAGGUUUUCCGAGAAGUCUGGACAACUACUCUUCUUCCGCUCCCCCUUUUUUUUACCCUUGGAUCUAUAGCUCCCGAAAAGCGCGCUCUUGUGCUUUAAAAUGCAAGUCGGACGCAAAUCGUGUUGGAGGCAAUUGCAGGCUUCUUUUUUCAGACUGCUGUGUCUUAUCCCCACAGGAUUCCCCGUCCGGAGCGUGGAUAUGCAGCGGGCCACCGACAACAUCACCAUCCGCCAGGGCGACACAGCGAUUAUAAGGUGUUAUGUUGAUGAUAAAGUGUCCAAGGUGGCCUGGCUCAAUCGAUCCAACAUCAUCUUUGCCGGCCAGGACAAGUGGUCCCUGGACCCCAGAGUAGAUCUGGUCACUAAAGGACAGCUGGAGUACAGCCUGCGCAUACAAAAGGUGGACGUGUAUGACGAGGGGUCAUACACCUGCUCCAUUCAGACUAAGCAGCAGCCCAAGACCUCACAGGUCUACCUCAUUGUACAAGUUCCAGCCAACAUCUACAAGGUGUCAGAAGACAUCACAGUGAAUGAGGGCAGUAACGUGACACUCAGUUGUUUGGCCAGUGGCAGGCCGGACCCUGCAAUCACCUGGCGUCUGCUCAACCCCUCAGCAGAGCCAUUGGACGGAGAAGAGUACCUGGACAUUAUAGGUAUCAUGCGAAACCAAGCGGGUCGUUAUGAAUGCAAGGCCAGCAACGACGUCGCCACACCUGAUGUCAAAUAUGUCAAUGUGGUUGUCAACUACCCUCCAACAAUAAAGAAAACCCAGAGCUCAGAGACUCAGGUGGGCCGCAUGGGGACACUGCAGUGUGACGCUACCGCUGUGCCCACACCAGAGUUUGAAUGGUACAGAGACGAAAAAAGGCUGUCCAAUGCUCAGGGCAUCAAUAUCCAAAUUCUUGGCACGACCACUAUUCUCAUGAUUGCCAACGUCACCGAAGAGGAUUAUGGGAACUAUACCUGUGUGGCCUCGAACCGACUGGGCAUCCAGAAUGCCAGUCUUUUCCUCUAUAGACCCGGGACAGGUCGAGAUAUCAACGGCUCUGCCUGUGUAUCUCAAUCACUGUGGCUCCUGCUGGCCUGCUUCGCCUGCCUUUUCUUCAAGUGUUAAUACUGCUGUCCUCCUCUUCCUCUUCUUCCCCCUCCUGGCCUUCCCUCCUUCUCCUUCUCCUUCUCUCCAACUCACCGACAUCCUUAUUGCUACCUUAUUACCAACUUUACCACCCCCCAGACUGUUUGCAUCAUGAUACGAAAACCUUAUGUGCUCUCGAGCACUGCUUACUGAUAUUAUGAAAAGCAAUGGGUUAUGAGUAAAAUGUUAUAAGAACAACAAAAAAAAACAGUGAAAUGAAGGACAGAACAAGCAAACAGUGCUCCCUUAAAGAAUUGCAUUGUUCUUUUUAAUUCAUAUGCAUUUCUUUGUUUCUGCUAUAUCUUGUCUUCGGGGUCUGGAUCUGGUUUGGGAUUUGUUAUAUUUUUGUCUUCAUGGGAAUGAAAGCAGAGGCACCCCACUCACAGGGAUGCCAACAAUCAUUUGUCUCUAGAAGUACUGAAGACAUAAGGUAUAUUUAUUCUUACUCCCAUAGAUGCAUUAUGUUAACUUCAGUUGUAGAUUUAACCAAGUGUUUAACCAGUGCGUUAAUGAGCAACAUGCAAAGUAUCUGCCAAAUAUCCAUAAACUAUAUAGAUUUGAAACUAACACAUGCAGAAAUCAAAGGGAAAAUACUGAAGCUGAUUCUGUAAUGAGAUUAGAGCUUGAUAUUAAAGUCUGUACUACCAUAAUCUGAUGCUUCUAGACUGAAACAAAGAUAUAGAGCAUUAGCCGGAUAUCUCUCCAAUCAAUGACAUUGUUUCUAGAUGCAGCAGUCACUUGGGUUGUUGCCGUCCAGCCCAGAAAUCGAGGAUACAGUGAAUAGAAUCAACUCGGUCCUACUGAGCUAAACCAUGCGGAGUACAAGCCUGAAGGAAUUAGUUUAUCUGGUGAUGGAUAUCUACAUCUUCAUCCAGUGGCUUUGCAACCACUCGCCUUUAUUCCAAAAGAAUUCCUCUUUUCUUUUGCAGCAGGAAGGGAAACACAGUAGGUUAUAAUGAUACGUACUGUACAUAGUAAAAUUUUGUAUUUCUCUAUGAUAAGACAACUUGUUCUGCCACUGUAACAACAGGAAACAGAGAAAAUUGUUGCAGUUUAUGUUGCUUGUUUGACGACCAACCAACCAUACUGUGCAGUUUGUCUCUGCUCCACAGCAGGCUGCACCACAUUUAGCUACAUACAGUAUACUGUACCACAUACAGUGUUUGCUUUUAGUUUAUAAGUUUUAGGAUCAUUCUUCUAUACUGCUGGAAUUUGGAUAAAAAUGUAUGACACCAAUGAAUGACUUUCUUUUUAGUUUUUCUCUUUCAAAGAAGUAUGUGUGUUUUAAUAUGAAAUGAUACAGAAAAAUUCAUAAUAUAUUGAUAUUGAGGUUAUUUUUUUCUGUCUUUACCUCAUUCAUUUUAGUUGCGUGUGUAUAUAUAUACUUGAAUCCAAUGUCCUUAUACUAUAUGAAAAGGCAAAUUUUAUGUGUCCAUGUUUCUGAAUAGGGUAGCUACGUGUUGAGACUGAAUAACUCGUAGAUCUCUUGAACUGGCAACCCUGCUCUAUCAUGUGAACCGAAGCCCAUUAGACAACAAUGAUUUUAAAAAAAGGUCUAGCAAAAAAAGAAGAUAGUUUUGUGCAGUUGUCAUUGUACCUAUCCUUGAGAUGAUACAAGUGCUGGCUUACAUGCUUACAUUAUAGGGAAUGGAAUAUUAUGUUUAGCUUGUAAUGCUCUUCCGUUUACCAGGAAUUCAAUAUGAGAGCAGCAAACAAAUGAAUACUGAAUGCUUAUUGCCCCUAAUGGCCAUCAAGGCUGAUAGGCCUCUUUAACAAAAUAUUAGCAUUAUAUUACAAGUCCUGCAGCAAAUGUUCUCAUCACACCUCGACAAAAGAUCACUGAAUUUAUUUCCUUAUGAACAAAACAGUUAAAUGAAUACUACAUGUGUAAAACUCACAAAAGGAAGUUCUUUCAAACAGUGCAACUCUUUCAGGAAACAACUCAGAAGUCAUUGCUGUUGUGACAAGAAUUGCUGAAACUGGUGCACUAUUAGCUGCCUUUUUUGCCAUUUAUUUUGACCUACUGUAAGGUGACUAAUAGUGUAUGGACUCGAGCGGUCAGCUCAGCUCCUCGACUGGAUGUGUGUUCACGUCUCCGCUCUUCUAACAACCAAGCCGAGAUAGUACUAGUACUGUAAAACACACAGUGUAAUUAAUGUCAUCCUUGUCAUACAUUAAAGAAAUUGUUCCCAGUGUUUUCAUCGUAAAUGCUUCUGAGGCCAUGGCUGUGUGACUUUGUAGUGUUGGUGAUGCCAUCUGAUCCAGUCUUAUUUUCAUGUGGGUGAAGUGGUAGAAGUACAGCUGUGCAGAGACUGAAACAGGCCACAAUUUCAAUAAUAGCCGAAGCAUUUAAACAGUUAAAACAACAUUUCUAUCAUCUCUAUCAGUCACAACACAAAGAAUAUCUUACAAUCAGAUUUCUCAGUCUAGGAAGUGAUAAGAAAGCUGCUUGUUUUUAUGCUUUCAUCAUCUUAUAUAAAGGCUUUUUUAUUUAUUUUCUGCAACUGAACAACUCUGGUGUAUCCACUUUAACAUGGAUUAACUUGACUCCUGGUGUUUUUCUACUACACUGGUAUUUCUGCAGACUCUCUUACCGCUUUUUAGCCUCUGGCUAGCCCAUAUUUGAGGAUGCUAGUUUAUCAACAACAGUUAUCUUCUUAUUGUAGUAAGAAGUGAAUGAUCCAGAGGCUGCAGUGAAAUAGUUCUUCAUGAUCAGUUUGCAUGAGAGUGAUCUGUGCUACAUGUCUAUUUCAGCAAGUCCGUCUGUCUCAAUAUGUGUCACAUAAAAAAAAACCCUCAGGGCAGAGCAAGGCUGGCCUUGGGCAGACUCUCAAACAAACUAAAAUGUGUUGGGUUUUUUUGCUGGAGGAGACCCUGACAGACUAUAAGAGCAGGGUCAAAUAUCUCCAAAUUGUGCUCAGCAUUCCUUUUAACCUGCUUGGAAUGCAUGAUGGGUAGAGUUCACUGCAUCCAGGCAAAUAGUGUGAGGAAUCUUAUUUUAAAGGAUGCUACAGUAAACUGACUGUCAUUGUCUUAACUUUCUACCAUUCAGGUGAUUUUCAUGUAAACCUCACCAAUGUGCAUGUCCAAGUGUGUCCAUGCAGGUUAAAACCAGCCAAUAAGCACUGAGUGAUACUAAGACCACUUAUGUAAAAGCCAUGGAGCUCUGUCUUAUCCAUAAAGCAGCAAGGAAUACUGUCCUUCCAUUGCUCGUACUGUAGAGACCAACAGCCAGCCUAUGGACACAGCACCAACCCCCCGUAGACAGACCUGGAUAUCUACUGAAGACUGUAGAUACAGCUAUCUAGUUUACUAUUGAGCAUUGCCUCAAAACAUCGCCAUUGCUUCACUGUUGGCUUAUGUACGUGCGCGUGUGUACUCUGAUUCUGAUUCUGUUCAUUAUUAACCUACCUGAGAAGUUAACAUGAGGCAUGAGACACAUGACAAGUUGGCCAAACAGCUAACUUUCUACUUUUUUGUUGAUGGUUACAGUGGUAACUCUCUAUUUUAAGUUUAAAUUAUUUUUUCCCGCCUCUGUGUGUAUAUACAGUAUGAUGUUUCUACAGUAGAAUGUUGUAAAGUCAGCAAAUCCAUAAGAUCGUGUUUAUACAACUCAACAUUUAAAAAUUUAAACAGCAAAUGUAACUAUCACGUUUGUACGUCCCUUCCCUUUGUCAUGGGAAACUAAGAUUCAAUCAUGGAUUAUGACACAGCAAUGUCCCGUUUUUACUUUACUUUAUUAUGGCAUAAGGUGAUUGCAGUCGGUUUCUAAAAAAAUUAUAUGUAAUAAAGGUAUAUGAGAAAAGUUCAUAACACAAAAUAAAGUUGUUUGAAUUCAAUGUUCUGUAUUUGAAUGUGACUUGAGAUGUCGGGGAGAGUAACCUCUUUUUUUUUUGGAGAUAGCUUGGAACACACGGAAUCUUAAUGGUACUGUUGUGUUUAUCACCAUGUAACAUGCAAAUAAAAUAAUAUAUGUAUUGUUGUA